Messenger RNA from Penicillium daleae, 747 nucleotides. RefSeq lists its product as uncharacterized. The coding region runs from base 1 to 747 and encodes 248 amino acids. Gene Ontology annotation, molecular function: acyltransferase activity, transferring groups other than amino-acyl groups. The transcript has a single exon. The record is from RefSeq and is a predicted model, not a curated record. NCBI's taxonomy places the organism in Eukaryota, Fungi, Ascomycota, Eurotiomycetes, Eurotiales, Aspergillaceae.
AUGGCAAACGAGCCCGCGAGCGAAAUGCCCGAGCAAUCACUCACAGCGCCGGCCACCACCGACUCCAAUCCCACUGCAGAAGCCUCAAAUCCAAUCCCUGAGCUCUCUACCUACAUCGCGACUGAUCCAGACGAAGUUCUUUCUGCUCACCGUUUGAUCGCAGACAGCGUCGCGCAACAACGCCAACUCGCCGCACGAGCCAUCAUCUUUCACCCGGUUUGGGUCGGAGCCAUGCUCGCGGUCUUCGCCAUCGUCUACAAGUGGUUAUACCAUGACUCGUCUGAUUUGCCCUUGAUCGGAACCACGGGCGCGGGAUGCGUGAUGGCCGGGUUGACGCUGGUGCGCUUGUGGACGGGUGGAUAUAUCGAACACGCUGAACAUGUGGGCACGAGGGCGUGGCUGGAGGGGGCAGAGGAAAGUGGCGGCGACAAGCAGGAGAUUCUCGUCACCAAGUUUGGCGAGAAGAUCAUCGGGGCACUGGUGGUCAAGGGUGUCCAGGAAGGUCGCAAGGUGCACGGAGUGAUUCGGGCGUGGACGGUGACGCAGAGGUAUCGUGGCAAGGGAGUGGGAUCUGGGUUGCUCGAGGAGGCGAUGCUGGUUUGUCAGAAGAGACGGUGGAAGGGGCCUGAGUUUGACGAGGAGCAUGCGAAUGCGAAGAAGUUGUUGCCCUCGCUAUUUAACGGGCCGUUUGAGAGACGGGAGCGACGGGCUAGGGGGGCCUUGGAGAACCUGGUGAAAAAGAAGUAG